GACGUGGAACUUUGCUGCGUAUCUCCAUAUCUUGUAUUUGAAUCAUUUGCAAUCGACUAUGCGUAUUAGGUGAUAACACUGAGAAAGAUGGCGUAUAGUCGAUUGACCAUAUGUUUCACGUGACCUUUUUUUAAGGUUUAAAAAAUGAGGCAUUCUUUUUCGUGCGUUCCAAGUUUUGGGAGUUGUGGGAGAUUAUAUCGCUAGGACCCUCCCCACGCUAUCACGAAGGAAAGUGAUUUUAGAAUAUCGGAAAUUUUUUUUGUAUGUCCUUGUCGAAAUUCAAAAGUUUUGUCUUACACUCAAGUGUCACACAGCAAAGAUUAUUUCUCGAUGACCAGGGUACGCCAGGGUAGCAAAUCGGUAUAGCGUUAGAAGACCAAACUGACGGUAGUUCCGCGUGUCUCUUUGACCCAGAUUGUGGGGAAACGUGACGGUUUGUCACGUUACGUACUACGUCUAGAAGAAAUUAAAAUCAAUAAAUCUAUCGAUCGUACAUAUUAGACUACGUAAUUACAGAUCUUUGUGCUUUCAUGGCCAAGCUGCUCUAGUGCGAAAAAUGUCUGGUGACAAACCUUCUGUGUCAUCAGCAAGGCUAUUCUUAACGACUAGAAAUACGCACAUGUAAUCGAUGAUUGACCUUGGUCCACAUUGCCCAUAGACUUGCAAAAGCAGAAAAAUUUUAUGUCGAUACCAUCUUGGGCCAAAAAUUGUCCUGGCGAGUUUCACCGCGUACGAAUGUGCGUUCAAAAGUUUUGCGGAUGGCAAGUAACAUAAGAAGUGCAAAGAACUUCCUUCGUGAGGCACCGGAUACCUUGACGUGGGACAAUCAGCUUCUCAUCUAUAUGUGUUACGCACUGGGUCAGGCCCGAUCCAUCGAGGUUUUCUUCCGAAACGUUAGGCUUAUCGUAUACCCCAAUUUGUUUGCGAUCGUCAAGCGCAUCACGAUAACCCUAGAUAAUGAAACGCAAAUGGAAGACAAUCUUGAUUGUAUGACGAAUUGCUCUCACUUAUACUGUCAUCGUAUCUCCGAGCUAUCAAACAACUUGAAUGGCUCGCUAUUCCCCUUGUGUAAUCAUUCAAUUAUUUUUCAUUUCAUUUAUCUACUCACAUCAACGCACAUAGUUCUAGUUAUUUCAUACACGCAUUCACUUAGAAUAAGUGGGCCUAAAUAGUCAAGUUAAUAAAUACACGGGUUCACUAUCUGCUGAGUAGCGCGUUUAUUUUGCUCUAAAAUGUAAGUUGUCCCGAAUUUAACAUCUAAGUUAGACUUGUCCCACCAAUGGCUUAAUAUAUCGUUGUUAUUAACAUACCGCAGUGCUCGUACUAUUCCUGGCGCGAAUAGGUUUUUGUUUUUAAACGAAUGUUAGCUGUACGUUCGUGUCGACUUUUGACUUUAUAGGAACAAAAUAAAGGCUCCAAUCUGCAUUAUUAUAAACCGUAAGAUUGUAUUAUGGGUACACAAGAAACGGAAAUGUGUGGGUGAGACGUAUAUGUACAGUAUAUAGAAAGCAAGAAGUGACCACCUCGAGUCUCAGUGGUGAGCUACGUCACGAAAACUGUCAACCCCACGUUCGCUAUAUGCAAUUGUCGGAUGGCGUGAUUUUUCAUUUCAGUUUACUUUCUCUGUUUCUUUAACGGGCCCUCCGCUUUGAUUUUCUCCGUCAAAUGCCGCGCCCCCCACACCGGUGUAACACGUUAGACUUUUUGUUUGUAAUCGUUCGUCAAUUUUCAACAGUAUAGAAGACGAUCAUCCCCAAAAUGUUUAGCUAUACAUGAUUGAGCCCAAAGCACAAUAAACAAAAAAACGAUUCUUCGUUACUUUCAAGUACGUCCCAAUCGAACGUUGUACAAGGAAGGGCCCUGUACGGUGUGCGGUCUUUAUAUACUUUGACGUCCUUAUGUCUGUUGUGUAUAGUCUCUACGUCGAAGGGGUUGCGUACAUUACAUUCGGUAAACAAGAGUAGAGCGUGGCGGGACUAGUGGCCGCGCAAUGCUCCUUCGUGUUCACUUGCUUCCUCGAUAAGUCGAUAACAAGUAUAGGCCUGCAUACUGUGUAUACGACUGCAUCGCUAAAAUAUUCUGUCAGUCGUGUUGGUAUAUCCCACAGAGUUAGUUCAUAUCCAUUGGUGGUGCCCUGUAUAUUCAAAUUCUUGCUCAUCACACACACACACACACACACACACGGACUGGCCAUCUUUCAGCAAUGACUCGAUAUCCGGGUCGAAGUACUGGAAUUGGCGAAAGGCCACCUUUACCUAACGUGUUACCAGUGCCAGCUAGUCUCGGGACACCUAUCACAGAGCCAACGGCGGUGGCAUUGAGGCAAGUUGUCUUUGGACAAUGUCCGAGCAUGAUACGAUCGGAAUUCUUCUCACGUGGACCGGGAAUGGUGUUCCGGGAAGCAGAACAACAGCUCGCCUAUGGAUUAACGUUCAUCGGCGGUGAUAUGACUCCAAUGGCCCGAUCCGUCCUUAUGAUCGUUCAAGCACAGAUUUUGAAAACGCUCCUCUUCGAAACGGAUCCCGCAAGAAUAUUAAAAUCAAGACGGGACCCUUUAGAGCCGACCAUGACGAUACAGAAAGAAGCUCUUGUGGCAGCUGUAUCUGAAAUCAUCUGGCGGGCUGGAAGUGGCCAAGGCAUUCUCUGUUUGCCAAGCAAAUCCCUUGUACAUUUGCCCGAAUCGCCGCAAUUCAAUCAAGACGGAGUCACUGAAAAAUUGCAGUUGGUACCUUUCGCAAAGUGGGACGAACUUGUGACGGUGUUGCGUCGAUACAUUUACAUAUUCCAGGAAGAGCCUGGUCCGGCUGUUCUUCUUCUUUUGUACAGUGCCGUCUUAUCCAGGGGUUUGGACAGAGUGAACGAAGACUUGAUGGGUCGAGCGGCCAAUUUCAGCGGACUAGCACACAGAAGCCACCUCGUGAACUUCAAAGGAAGCAUUUCAAACAGUGUAUUGUGUUUGCUCAUGACCGGAAGAGCCACUCAGUUCUUACAUAACGGUGUCCAGUAUCGAGGAGAUGAAGAUAACGCGUCCAUAGCGGAAACGGGAUUAUUGAUUCGUUCACCGCUCGGCCUCCUCCUAUGGAUGGGCAACGAGGAAAAAACACAAGCCACUAAUCUUGGUUCCCGAUUAAAAACACCCAUCUUCCCCAUUUGGCUAGUGAUCUGCUGUGACCAAUCUGGCCUUCUAUUCUGCUUAGACCGAGCGCUAAUGCGAGACUAUCGAAACGAAUACAACUUCCAGCUUCACUACUAUACCAGUUCGCAUUUUCAGACCGGUGACACUAUUUUGAAUGUAUGCACACGUGGAUUUGAUGACACCGAAUCCGAGAUUCCUCUUAGUACGCUGGACAAGAUCAUCAGAACCAAGUGGAGCGGGGCGCGCGUGAACUGGAACGGCAUUGUUCCCUACUUGUGAGAUUGUUUUCGAAGAAAUAUUUUUGUUCUCUCAGUCCUCCUCAUAAACAAACUUGAAAAGAAAAAAAAACGGUGCACAAAACAAACACCAUAACACGCACUUUUUUAUACGAUGGAUCAGCAACCAAUUCACCUUAAAAAAAAACGAAACAAAAAGACAGGCGUCAAUGAAGGGAUUUCACAAUGACUCGUCGACGGGGAGCAAUCAACGAAAGACGACGGGGAAUGGUGUCUAGUCUUCCCGCAUGCACGUCACUUGUAAAUUAGGAAAUUUGUCUAGUAGCUCCGGUGGUAUUAAUGUAAACACCACACUGACGAUGGUACGAAAAGAAAAUGAGACAAUAUCGACCGGUCUUGGACAAGUCUGUAACCUUGUUUGUAUAAGCUAGUCUAGAUUUGAUGCUGGUCGAUUCAAAAACCAUGUUCCAUUGUGUACCAGCAAUAAAGUGACAGCACAAUUUUGCCAGAA
Daphnia magna is the source of this 3883-nucleotide messenger RNA. Its product is annotated as inactive ubiquitin carboxyl-terminal hydrolase MINDY-4B. Gene Ontology annotation, molecular function: cysteine-type deubiquitinase activity; K48-linked deubiquitinase activity. The record is from RefSeq and is a predicted model, not a curated record. The coding region runs from base 2204 to 3415 and encodes 403 amino acids. Gene Ontology annotation, biological process: protein K48-linked deubiquitination. Lineage: Eukaryota; Metazoa; Arthropoda; Branchiopoda; Diplostraca; Daphniidae. The transcript has 9 exons.